UCGUGCAUAAGUAAUUGCACAAGGUAUUUGGAUGAACUGAUUAACAGAUUAAACAGUUUAAUCAUUAAACUCCCGAACUUUGUACACCGCUAAUACCAAGGUAUUCUAAUAAAGCAAGUUACAAGUGCUUGGAGUUGCAGUUUUAAUUUCAAUCUUCCACAUUCCGAAGUCCACACUACAGAUACAGAUUUCGCAGUACAGUACACCAGCUGGUUAUUACGAGUAGUCUCUUUUUUGACGGAUACUUCUCCAGUACUCCAAAGUCCAAACUACUGUUGGCCUUUGUGAAUCGAGGUUUGAAUGCUGGGAUCCAUGAAGUUGGUUAAAUGCCUCCUGAAAAUCCUUAUUUCUCCGUUCUCCAGCUUGUAUUGCGGGGUUCGACUGUUCUUCUUGGUGCUGUGUUAUAACGAGCAUCUGACAUUUUCGUAUGCUGUUGAUACGGUAUUGGAACCAGUCUUUCGUCUGAUCGAUAAAGGAUGGGUGCGUUUUCUGGGCCCGGGUAUGGUUGUUCUGGUUAUUGGAUUGACCAUCUCCGUCGUGAUCAUUUUGUUGGUGGUAAUGAUGCCGUGGUACUAUCAGUAUCGGCAUCCGCUGCUCUUGGCGUGGCACUUACCCGUGGCCAUCUACCUGGUGUUCAGCAUCGCUUUCCACUAUUUCCUUGGACUCGUCACCGGGCCGGGAUGUCCGCCAGAUGACCAAUCCAUUCCCGAGGCGGUAGGAAUCUGCCGAAAAUGUGCCAAACCCAAACCGCCACGCACUCAUCACUGCUCGGUGUGCAACCGAUGUAUUCUGCGUAUGGACCACCACUGUCCGUGGCUAAAUAACUGCGUUGGUCACUACAACCACCGGCACUUCUUCCUCUUCAUGGCCUUCAUGUCGUUCGGCGCGGGAUACUUGUGCUAUUUUGUCUUCCCGGAAUUCUGGGAGCUGUACUUCCUCCCGCACAAUCACCCGGCGAUCUACGCCGCCAUGCGGAACGCGACGGCCGCGGCGCCCUACGUGCCGGCGAAUCCGCAGCACCGUCUGCAUCGCUUCAGUGUGGUGUACAUGUAUUUCGUCAGUGCGGCCGCGUGUGUGUCGGUGUUCCUGUUGCUGCUGUGGCACGCCUGGUUGAUCGGCGCGGGAGAGACGAGUAUUGAAGCGCAUUUGAAUAAAGCGGAACAGAAGCGUCUGCACGCGGAAGGGAAACCGUUUUUUAAUCCCUAUGACUUCGGCGUGUGGGACAACUGGAAAAUGGCCAUGGGAAUUGCGGAGGACAGGUCGUUCUUCCGGCAAGUGCUGUGGUUUUCGGCGGCUCCGCCGGAAGGCAACGGGCUGCGCUGGAAGACGUCGUUACGGGAGCAGUUGACGCAGUAUCAGAACCGGAAAUGCGGUACCAAGGAUUUGCAGUCUUUAGCUAUAUGAAUCUCGCAAAGCUUGUGACUACGUGGUUGAUGCUCGAUGAUUGUCAGUGUGUAUCUGACUUAAAGGAAAUUUACACUGUUGUAACAAAUUGUGGGUCACAUCGUUGUGAUAUAGUUAUGGAUCUCAAGCUGAUGUAAGCCGAUGGAACGGUUCGUUAGUCGAUUUCGCUAUCUGAAGUUUUUGUUGAAUUCUCGGUUGUUUGUGCGCAUUUGACACUUUGCAACAGAACUAGAUGGUCUGAACGCCAUGCUAUCCGAAAUGAUUCCGAAUAAA
This is a messenger RNA of Paramacrobiotus metropolitanus, 1677 nucleotides long. Its product is annotated as palmitoyltransferase ZDHHC16-like. Gene Ontology annotation, biological process: protein palmitoylation. The record is from RefSeq and is a predicted model, not a curated record. The coding region runs from base 301 to 1404 and encodes 367 amino acids. Lineage: Eukaryota; Metazoa; Tardigrada; Eutardigrada; Parachela; Macrobiotidae. The transcript has 7 exons. Gene Ontology annotation, molecular function: palmitoyltransferase activity. Gene Ontology annotation, cellular component: Golgi apparatus.